Molecule: messenger RNA, 798 nt
Organism: Macaca mulatta (Rhesus monkey)
Lineage: Eukaryota; Metazoa; Chordata; Mammalia; Primates; Cercopithecidae
Source: RefSeq, a predicted model, not a curated record
GCCCUGGAUUCCAAGAACUUCCACUUGGUGAUCAGCCCUGAACACAGAUCGCCAACCAUGGAGUUGGGGCUGAGCUGGGUUUUCCUUGUUGCUAUUUUAGAAGGUGUCCAGUGUGAGGUGCAGCUGGUGGAGUCUGGGGGAGGCUUGGUACAGCCUGGCCGGUCCCUGAGACCCUCCUGUGCAGCCUCUGGAUUCACUUUCAGUAGCUAUGGCAUGCACUGGGUCCGCCAGGCUCCGGAAGAGGGGCUGGUGUGGGUUUCAUACAUUGGUAGUAGUACCAUGUACUACGCAGACUCCGUGAAGGGCCGAUUCACCAUCUCCAGAGACAAUGCCAAGAACUCGCUGUAUCUGCAAAUGAACAGCCUGAGAGCCGAGGACACGGCUGUGUAUUACUGUGCCCAGGUCACCUUGAAGGAGUCUGAUCCUGCGCUAGUGAAACCCACACAGACCCUCACGCUGACCUGCACCUUCUCUGGGUUCUCACUCAGCACUUCUGGAAUGGGUGUGGACGGGAUCCGUCAGCCCCCAGGGAAGGCCCUGGAGUGGCUUGCACGCAUUGAUUGGGAUGAUGAUAAAUACUACAGCCCAUCGCUGAAGAGCAGGCUCACCAUCUCCAAGGACACCUCCAAGAACCAGGUUGUCCUUACAAUGACCAACAUGGACCCUGUGGACACAGCCACAUAUUACUGUGCACGGAGACCACAGAGACACAGCUCAGGGCGCCUCCUGUACAAGAACCCAGGCUGCUUCUUAUUGGUGCUCCCUCCCCACCAAUGCAGAACAGGAAAGUGCGGCUGA